Argentina anserina (silverweed cinquefoil) is the source of this 435-nucleotide messenger RNA. RefSeq names its product late embryogenesis abundant protein 2-like. The coding region runs from base 89 to 289 and encodes 66 amino acids. The record is from RefSeq and is a predicted model, not a curated record. The transcript has 2 exons. NCBI's taxonomy places the organism in Eukaryota, Viridiplantae, Streptophyta, Magnoliopsida, Rosales, Rosaceae.
CAAAAUCAGUCCGAAUUCCAGAUCUAAGAAUAUACGGUUAGCUAGUUCAAGGGUUCUACAUUUCAAUUGCAAGAAAAGUGACAAGAUAAUGGACAACUCACAGAAGGCAAGCUACCAGGCUGGUGAGACCAAGGGCCAAACUCAGGAGAAGGCAAACACUAUGAAGGACAAAGCAGGAAAUGUUGCACAGUCGACCAAGGAAACGGUGCAGCGUGCUGGCCAACCGAUUCAGCAGAAGGCUGCGGGAGCUACCGGUGCCGUCAAGAAUGCUACUGGCAUGAACAAAUGAUUGAGGCUUAGCUGACAUGAUAGCCUCAAUGGAUAUUUUUAAGUUUUUGUACUCUUUAAUUUCUAUAAAAAAAAGAGAAGCUCUAGUCCUGUCAGAUCGAGCUCUAGAGUUCUCUAUCUCUUUUUCUAUAUAAUAUAUUUCACGUA